Scylla paramamosain (green mud crab) is the source of this 5712-nucleotide messenger RNA. RefSeq names its product zinc finger protein 593 homolog. Bases 97 to 513 code for a protein of 138 amino acids. The record is from RefSeq and is a predicted model, not a curated record. Gene Ontology annotation, molecular function: nucleic acid binding; zinc ion binding. The transcript is spliced from 4 exons. Lineage: Eukaryota; Metazoa; Arthropoda; Malacostraca; Decapoda; Portunidae.
UCUUGAGGUAAACGGCGCAACUAGAUAUUGCGGUACUUGGCUCACAACAACACGCAAGGGUAGCCACGUGAAGCUGUGGUUUUGUGGAGAGGAGAGAUGCCAGGUCCACAGAGAAGAAAGAAGUUCCAUCGAGGAGACACACAUCUGAAAAAGAGGUGGAGGACCAAGAGGCGCACUAAGGAUCUUGAUGAGAUUGAUGUUGAUCUCAGGGAGGAGAAUGCAUCCAAACUGUUGCACCAGGAAGUGGACGACGACAAGCCAGGUGGAGGACAGCAUUAUUGCCUUCACUGUGCACGGUACUUCAUUAACAACGAUGCACUGAAGAGUCACUUCAAAACCAAAGUUCACAAGCGACGACUCAAGGCUCUGGAGAUUGAACCUUACUCCAUUGAGGAAUCUGAGAGGGCAGCAGGGAUAGGCUCCUAUGUCCCUCCCAAGAAACGUAAGAUGGAAACACAACCAGUGGAUGAUGGAACCUUUCAUCCAGAACAGGAAGAUGUUGACAUGAAAUAGCAGAUCCUUCUAGAAGGAGAGGGAAGGGUGAGGGAGGGAGGGAGGAAGAAGGAAUUUUGUUAUUGACAAAUGCCUUUCUUUGUUAUUCUUUUUCAUGGUCUUUAUUAAUAUACAGUAUAUAUUAAUUAAAAGAAAAAAAUUCUUCAAAGCUAUGGUUUUAUUGUUCUCAAAAGAUGGAAGUGUGAAAGAAAAGGAAGCAUGUUGUUAGAUAUAAUGUAAUUGAAAGUGCAUUACUGUGGUCACACUUAGCCUGUUCUGUGGUACCUUGAUACCUAUGAAAACAAAAGAUUCCAGAGGUAGAGAGAAGGUAUGGAAUCUUGGUGUCAAAGAGUAGACAUGUAUGGGUAAGACAAAAGUAAUGGUAAACUUUGUUACUGCCUGAGUUGAACUGUAGGGAGGAUAGCUGUGGCUUCUUCCCUAUUCUCCCUACAUCCUGUGAUCUGUGUAAUGACUGAGUGCAGCAAUUACACUCCAGUUGUUGCUAAUGUAAACAUGGCUUAAAUCCAUGUUCCUUGGGCUUGUCAUUGCCACAAUUUUCCCAGUAUGUAUCCCAAGUGUUCACCUUUGAGAAAGUCAGAGUGGUAGCAUCUGGACAUAAUAGGGAGAUGGAGCACAAAGUUAGGAGCAGGUGAAAGUUGUAGUUUUAGUAACACAGAAAUCUUUCCCUGCAUGUGAGAGGGAGACUUUGUAUUAUGUAUGAAAAAUGUAAUCUUUUGUGAGUGUGAUGCCAAGAAAUUGGAACAUACUGAAGAGGUGUGGAGGUGCAACUCUGCUGAAAGACACAGCUUAGUAAGGACAAAGUUGAGACAGAAACUUAAAACGUUGUAUCAGUAGGUGCUGAAGACAGAUUGAUUGGUGUAAGUGGAUAGUAAGGAUUCAAAUGAGUGAAUGAAACAUUAUGUAAUUUGAAUGGAAGAGAGUACCAAUGCCAUAUAGUACAGAACAAAGAGAAUACAGGAUAAAGCACAUACCAGUCAAUAAUUCAAUAACCAGACUCCAAACCAAAGCAAAAAAACAUAAUUGUGGCUACAGCAAGCCCAGAUAAUAGAUUUAUGCCAUGGUUAUAUUUACAAUGACCAGUGUUCAUUGGCUUGCCAACUGAGACACCUGUAGGUAAUAAUAACCUCCUUCAUUGUUAUUUGACAUCUUUCUUUAAUCACAAACCACUUUGAGACAUUUAAUUGUUCUACAGCCACCUCCAAUCAUUGUACUGGCUAGAGAUUGCAAAAUCUAUUCUUAUUUAUCCCUUUCUUUCUUCUAGAUGCUUAUAAAGACUCAUGGCUUUUAGUGCUGUAAAUUGUUGCUCAUCACAGUGAAAGGGUUAAAGUGAGAAGACCAGAGUGUACAAAGAUGCUAUUUAUGGACUGAAGCUGGCAAAGACUUUCCUGUCAUGUUCAUACUCUCAAAGAGGCUCUCAUAUUCACAGCAUCCACUUCCCUUUGCAUAACCUCUUUGUCAUUGCAUUUUCUGUCAUUCUCUCAGUGACCAAACAAUCUGAGGGUGCUGCAUUUGACUAUCUCUACCACAUCACUAUUUGUUUUUUAAUCUCUAAUAGAUAUGUCACAGCUUCCAUAUCACUUUCAUUACUUUCACCAUCCAUCUUAUUCAUAUAUCUCUUCCAUUAUUUGUUCCAUUGAUCUGAUGUCAUACUUGUUUACACAAUGGUCUUUCUCUGGAUGGUUCUCAACUCAAUUGCAUUAUGAUUUUCUUUCUCACAUCCAUCACUUUUCUUUCUCAACUUACUCUGACAGAUAUUAUCUUACUUUCACAGUCAUUACUUUUGUAUGCUUUAUUUAAAUACACAAAUGCCCAAAAUACACCCAUUCCUUUUACACACGAGUCUCAUAGCAACCAUCUGAUCCACACGUCAACAUCAUCUAAAAUCAUACUGCUCACCACAAGUUGCCUCUACUUCUGCAGUGAAAGUUUUUAGAAGUUUUCAGCCUUUUACCUUUGUUUUUUGGCCACCUUGGUAGUAGCUAGGGAAGAAAACAUGUGUUAUAAAUUCUCAUAUCUAUGGUAACCUUAUACUCUUUCACCUUACUAGUGGAAACACAUUUAUCAGUGAUAAGGUGGGAGAGUGCAAGGACAUUUUGUAAACCUUUGUUUUAAGUGAGGGUUAUCAUAUAUGACUCAUUGGAGCUGCAUGUUACCACGAAGCAGGAGUUAAUGUCCCUCCUUUCUUUCUCUUUAGUUUAUCCAUGGCAAUUUAAAGUAGGCAAAUUUUAUUUUAUCCUUAUGACUUAUGUAUCUAAAAUUAAAUAACUUGUACAAUCACCUUAUCUAGCAGUUAUUAUACUAGUAUAUAACUUUUAUUUAAAUCAUUCCUAGAUGCUUACAGCUACACACUCCUUGAGUCAUAUGUGUUUUACCUACUAUGAAGAUGCACCAAUAGGUAGAACUCAGUAGAACUCAAGCCAGAACCAUGCAUGUGAGUGACGAGCACACCAAUCAUUUGGUAUACCGCCGAGUCCUGUUCAUAAGAAAGGGGGGUGGGGGGAGGAAAUAUUGGCGACUCGAUAACUUGACAUUUGGGAAGACUACUUUUUUUUUUUUUUUUCAAUUGAGCUUAAAUAUGGAUAGGUGAAGUAGCAAUAACUCAACAUAUUUAUAGUGACCCCAUUGCUUUGGUGGGAAAUAUAAAGAUCAAUUAAAGGUAUUGCAUAAGAGUAUUUAUCCAGCGCUGACCUCUCCAAUGAUACUCCUUUCCCAUUGUAAUUGCUUUCGCUCUGCUUUCUGACAUCAACACUGAAUAUAUCUGAAAUACUGUUUUGUUUUUUAAGAAUUGCUUGUCAAAGGGCCCUUAAUACUCGAACUUUGUUACUGGAAGCUGCUGUGAUUUGUAAGGAUGUUUUCAUGAUUCUAGAGAUAUCCUGGUAAGGAUUUUGCGUAUUAAAUGAGAGAGAGAGAGAAAAAAAAAAAACUCGAAUAAUCAUUGAUAUGGCUUUUGAAAGUAGUCCUCAUACGAGAACAAAGUUUUUUCAAGUCAAGGUUCGUGGCUUUGUUGCUUGGUUCAUUUAUGGCAGAUCGCUAUAAGACCUCGAUACCCACUACCUGCCCUUCACUUAUCUGUUGAAUAUACCUUUUACUGGUGACACCGCCUGUUCCGCCUCCCCCAUCUACUGCAACUACACGGCAACAACAUUUGCGUAUCGAGCUAAUAGAGCCUAAGGGUAUUAUAGCAGUUCUCCAUAAAUCUUGAACCGUACCAUUUUUGCUCCUUAUCUUUAUUACCACUUUUAAAAGACUACUGGAAGUUAUAGGAUUUUCAAUUGUUUAUAUGACUAGUGAUAGUUUUGACAGCUCAAGAAAGAUUAUACACAAGAUAAAAAUGAUAACAUUUGUGGUCCAUGAAAAUAGUCUUUACGAGAGCCAACAGCGUUUCACAUUGUGGUUCUUGACAACUAGGUGGCUCCAUUGAAGUGUACUGUCAAGAAGGCAUUUAACUCAGCAGAGAGAGAGAGAGAGUACUAUUAUGUAUAAAUUUUUAUCUCAGGGUAGUGAGGUUUGGUGAAGCAUCGCUCAAGGUCAGGCUACGUAAGAUUGGCGUCACAUUACAAGCUACCCACGCACAACGCCACCACCAGCAAGCGAGGAGUAAACAGGUCCUAUCACUGGGUCUCGUCUAUUUUUUGUUAAGGAGAGAACGAAAAAUAAAGUGAUACUACAUCAAUAUAUAAAUAGGUGGCUUAUAAAGAAAAACGGGAAUUAUUAUUAAUAUUAUUCGUUAUUAUUAUUAUUAUUUUUAUUAUUAUUAUUAUUAUUAUUAUUAUUAUUAUUAUUAUUAUUAUUAUUAUAUUAUUAUUAUUAUUAUUAUGAUUAAAGGUACAGAAAAUAAAUCAUUGGAAGGUCAUAGAAAGAAGGGAAAGGAAAAGGAAAAUUCUGUUGCAAUCUCAUCCAGUACAAUGUACAGUCGUGAAAAAAAAAAAAUAUUGCGACAAUACCAAAAGUGAUAUUACUUUUCAUUUGGGUUUAUAAAAUUACAAAGAUUAGUUAUAAAUUCAUUUAUUCCGCGUAAGCUUGUGUAUAUCAGCAGAUUUUACGUGGUGGUACAUUAUUACUUAUUUUGAGGUGGUAGCAAACGAACUAUGUCUAGCUAGGCAGCGGUGAUGGACAGGAGAGCAGAAGGAAACGGGUGAUAGUGUAACUGUUACGCAAGCCACGCAACAUUUUUUCCCCCUCGUUCCAGAAACAAUUUGUGGAGAACUACUUGUAUAAUAAUGGAAUAUUUGGAACCUUUGAGAUGCUUUUUUUUUUUUCACUGCUGUAUUAUAAUAAUUCUGGGACUUCCUUUAGCGGUGUGAAAGUGUACGUAUAGAGUGAUGUGGUAAGAUGUCCAAAUAGUCUCUGCGGCCUGACUGUGGUGCUUACAUUGCCGGUCACUCUAACUAUCGACCAGCGCAUAGAAUUCUGAGGUUUUCUUUAAGUACUGUGUCGUUACCUACAGUUUACCAAUAAGUUCAAGAUAGCAUUGUUUCAAGCAUUCGUACUAAACACAUCAAUUUGCUCUGCCAUAAUCAUUAUAUAUUAAUGGCACUAGUUAUUAGUAAACCCCACAAAUAGGACCAAAUGCAUGUAAUGACAAAAUAUCCAUAUUUCAGAUAUUGGCAUAAAGAGGUCUGUGAAAUAAUUAUCGCAUUGCUAAGGUUUAUCGUGGUAAAUAACAACACGAAGCUGGACACAAGUUCUCCUCAGCCACGUUUAAAAGACCUGAAACAAAAUGUUUAAUAUUGGCAUUAGUAUAAAUAGAACUGACAUUAUUCUCGCAUUGAACAAAGUAUCGCGCCAGGAUGGGUGCGGAGAAAGGCGGCGGCACCACGCUCAACCUCCGCCUGGCACCCAAACUUUGCCCGACGGAGACGCGCCUACCCAGUGGACUGUCAGAUUGGAACUGCUGAGGCUCAGUUGGGAGAAGGGGAGAGGAGACUGUACCCUCCCCCUCCUCCACCUCUACCUCCACCACCUCCUACCUUCCCCUCCCUCCCUUCUCCCUUCACCCCCCAGCCCGGGAUCGACACUCGGGCGCGCUCAGAACAGUGGCAGUGCACCGUAGUCGCCAAACGUUUUUUCCACGAGGAGGAGCCAACCUUGGGCCAUGCUCGCGUGUGGGAAGCGUGGCGACUUGUGCGGCUGAAGCGCCUAAACUUUGAUACAUCCAUUACAUUUAUUUAUCUACUUAAUUGCUUUAUUAUGUGUUAU